ACACGAAAUACGACAGAACAGCCUCAUACGUACCUGCUAUGUAGUGAUUUGUUAACGGUCGUCGGGCACCCUCGGAGUCAUACAGAUGACAGCACCGAUUUGAAGAUUAUGACCCUCAUGUGUGGGCACGGGGCUGCCGAGAAAGGCUCGGUGUGGCCGACCGCUCGCUCUAGCUAUGAACACCAACCCGAGUAUAAGUAGAGCAAUCAUCGCAGCUUUCAUUGCCAUGUUCUAUCCGUCGCUUUAUCACCUCUCCUUUCAUCAUCGUGACUAUCGUAGUAUUGAGCAGCAACUCACAGGUCACAACUUGGAGUCCAUCAUCACCCCUUAAGCAACAACAACAACCCAUCACCACCCCCUUAAACAACCAACACCAACCACUCAUCAAAAAAUGUCCCACCACAUCCCAUCCACCUCCCAACCUCACCAAGGCCCCGCCGACAUCCCCCCGUCCAUCUCGGACCUGCACUGCUUCACCGAGACCAACGGCGUCAUCACCACCACCAUGUUCGACGUGCCCGGGUACCGUGUCGUCCGGGUACUGGGCGCCGUCUACGGGCUAACCGUGCGCUCACGCAACUGGGCCGCGGGGCUGGGCAUGGUGCUCAAGAGCGUUGCCGGAGGCGAACUGCGGUGGUUCACGAGCAUGAUGUAUAGUGCGCGCAACGACGCCAUUUCGCGCGUCGUGGCCGAGACGCAGGCGCGGGGCGGCAACGCCAUCAUUGCGCUGCGCUUUGAUGCCGGCGAGCUGGGCGGGUUCGCCCAGGUGUGCGCUUAUGGGACGGCGGCGAUUAUUGAGAAGAUUGAAGGGGAGCAGGUGGAGGUUCCGCCUCAGUUGAUUUCGUCUUGAGGGAUUGGCUGUCACUUCAGUCCGCAUUGUUUGUCUGUGUUUUGCCUGACUGGAAGUUUAUGGGUGGGUGGGUGGCAUACUUCAGGGCCUGGUGGGAAGCUGUUUCAGGGGGUUAUAAGCUCGUUCUGCAUUUUUGUUUGCAAGAUACUAUAUCAUAUACCCAUACAUACACACUUUGAAGACGAAUAUGUAAUUCCUUAUGCCAAACAC
Canariomyces notabilis is the source of this 1060-nucleotide messenger RNA. RefSeq names its product DUF74-domain-containing protein. Bases 392 to 850 code for a protein of 152 amino acids. The transcript has 2 exons. Lineage: Eukaryota; Fungi; Ascomycota; Sordariomycetes; Sordariales; Chaetomiaceae. The record is from RefSeq and is a predicted model, not a curated record.